This is a messenger RNA of Ilex paraguariensis (yerba mate), 231 nucleotides long. The record is from the annotation of a GenBank genome assembly. Lineage: Eukaryota; Viridiplantae; Streptophyta; Magnoliopsida; Aquifoliales; Aquifoliaceae.
GUCAUAGACCUGAUUGAGGGUCUUUUCUUAACUUUCUUGGCAGUUAUCUUAAUGGGGGCACUGUUGCACUUCAUGGCCCGAACCAAGAGACCUGGACCUGGGCCCCGCUCCCCUCCAACUAAGAAUCCUAAGAGCCACAAGAGGAGCGGUGAGGGGUCUAGUAAGGACCCAAAUGUGCAAAGAAAGAAGGCCAAGAAGGAUGCAGCCAGCGGAUUCAAGGGAAGUGUGUGA